Messenger RNA from Dibothriocephalus latus, 360 nucleotides. The record is from the annotation of a GenBank genome assembly. Lineage: Eukaryota; Metazoa; Platyhelminthes; Cestoda; Diphyllobothriidea; Diphyllobothriidae.
AUGUCCGGCACAUACCUCGUUCAGUACAUCUUACUGCGCUCUGACUUGAAGAGCCGUCUUGGCUGGCCUCUCGGCGCCAUCGUAGCUCAGGGGUGUCAUGCCGCAACGGCUGCGCUGCACAAAUUUCGUGAUCACGUGGAUACCAAAGCUUACCUGGACGAUCUCGAACGCAUGCACAAGGUAGUCUUGUCCAUUGAGGAGUCCGAACUCCCUGUGAUGGCGGAUAAACUGACAGCAGCUGGAGUUGAUUUUAUCACCUGGCGAGAACAGCCGGAGGACAUAUUCACCGCAAUCGCAUUGCGUCCCUACACUAAGAAGGAGGUGCAGUCCUACUUUAAGGGCAUGCGUCUUCUCAGUUGA